This is a messenger RNA of Morus notabilis, 662 nucleotides long. RefSeq names its product auxin-responsive protein SAUR50. The transcript has a single exon. Gene Ontology annotation, biological process: response to auxin. Bases 110 to 427 code for a protein of 105 amino acids. Lineage: Eukaryota; Viridiplantae; Streptophyta; Magnoliopsida; Rosales; Moraceae. The record is from RefSeq and is a predicted model, not a curated record.
ACCACCUUAAGUACUCUCAUAUACUAGUACACAAUUCUCUCAAAUUCUCCCAUUACAAAGUCCCUCUAAAAAGCACACCAAAACAAAAACAAACAAAUAAACAAAAAAAAUGGGUACAAAAAAGUCCAACAAGCUAGCACAAACUGCUGUAUUGAAGCAAAUCCUCAAAAGGUGUUCAAGCUUUGGGAAGAAAAAUGGCUACAAUGAACAAGGACUUAUUCCUGAUGAUGUCCCAAAAGGUCAUUUUGCUGUUUAUGUUGGCCAAAACAGAAGCAGAUAUAUUGUCCCCAUUUCAUGGCUUGCUCAUCCUGAGUUCCAAAGCCUCCUUCAAAGGGCAGAAGAGGAGUUUGGAUUUGAUCAUGACAUGGGCAUAACGAUUCCUUGCGAAGAAGUCGUUUUUCGCAAUCUAACGGCCAUGAUAAGAUGAAAAAGGAAAGAAAUUUCCCAUUAUAAUAAUUAGCUUCAUUUUUUUUCUCCUCUCUUUCUUUCUUUUUGAUCUUUUUUUCUUGUACUUAACACUAUUGAUAUGUAUAUCAGUAUAUGAUAUUGAUCUUCCAUUUGCCACUUGUGGUCCUCACCAGUACUACUUCUAAUCUCUCAAGAGAUUUUUUUUUCUUUCUUUCUUUUUGGCCUGAGAUUGAUUUUCUCAGAGAUUAUUGUAU